Molecule: messenger RNA, 2848 nt
Organism: Mycena citricolor
Lineage: Eukaryota; Fungi; Basidiomycota; Agaricomycetes; Agaricales; Mycenaceae
Source: the annotation of a GenBank genome assembly
UCAAUUGCUUGCGAUACUUUUGUAACGAGUGAAUGGGUGAGCUGAUGCCAUCAGACGGGCCAAGCAAGGACAACCUCUGUAACGAAUCUGUUCCUUCGUUUGUUCAACUACGCCCUCGCUGCUGCUUUCUGCUUUCCUCAUUUUCUACUCCCGUAAUAUCGUAAUAUCUCAGCACUGAAACUGUCUCCUCCUGUUGACGGCCAGCUCUCUCUGCCAUCAAUUUAGCUUGGGGUGCACCACGUAUUUCAGCGACGCGACGGUUUAACUCUGGAUUCUGCUCGCCAUCGGAUCGCACAAUAGGUCAUGUCCGGUGGAGGAUACAAUCCAUUUCCAUCCAGAGAAAAUCCUUAUCUCCAGAGGGCAUCGGGGUCGGGGUCUCCCAGUUCAACAGGGUUCCCUUUGACGUACGAGCGUCCGAGCCCGCCGCGACCUGACACACGGCCCUUCUCGUCCUCGUUCGAUGACCCGUUUCGGCCCGGUCCGGGAGCAUCGCCACCGCCGUGGUCCGCGUCGCCGGGGUUCACUCCAGCGCCAGGCUGGAGGGCUGCUCCUCGGUCAGCGUCUUCAAAUCCUCGUAAACGGUCUAGCGCGCGGAAAUUUGAGCCGUCUGCAAAUUGGAGGCAGACGCUGGAUUCGCCUCUUUCAAUGCGACCGAGUGGUGGAGUCUGUUACUGUCCACUCCGUGUCACGGGCCGAUACCACCGAGGAUGGGACUGCUCUUGCUACCGCUGUGACUGAUCCUCCUGUUGCGACUGAUCCUCCUGCUGUGACUGAUCCUCCUGUGACCGAUCCUGCUGUGGCGGGGCUUUCUGUUGACGACAAUGAGGAGUUCCUGGAGCCUGUUCCCAUUCGUGACGACUCUCUCUUGCUCGCCGCUCCUGCUGAAGUCGAGCCAUUGGUCGAAUCUCCAGCUGAGCCAUCCCUCACGCCACCUGUCGCGCCAUCGGUUGAGCCAUUAUUCGAGCCGUCGGUGGAGCCGUUGCUCGAGCCAUCGUUGGGGCCGAAUGUUGAGCCCGUGAUGGAGCCGUCACUUGAGCUGCCGGUCGAGCCGUCGCCUGAAGCAUGGACCAAGCCAUCGGGCGAGUCAUUGGUUGAGCCAUCUCUCGAACCAUCCCACGAGCCUCCGGCUGAACCUCUAGCUGCAUUCAUUCCACUCCAGUCAGCAACCACCUCUGUCUCGGUUGUUCCGACGGAUCCUGUUCAUCCCGCUGGGGACGCCGUCUCCAUUCCAGAUGACCACGGAAUUCCGCCUCGAAUUAUAUCGCCGUCCGCACGCCCGAGUGCGGGCGUUGACAUGGAUGCCGAAAUGGAUGCCGAAAUGGAUCCUGGCAUAGAGGCUGGUAUGGAUUCCGAUGUGGGGAAUGCCGAGAUGGGCAUUGACGUCGGGGACUCAAUCAGCGCGAGGCACAGUAUGCCUACAUGGGAUGUGCAGCCGACGCCCCGAAUGUACCCCCGGAUUAUGUCUGGAUCGAGCGUCUCAGAGGCUCUCCGACUGACGAUCCGGAUGCGGCAAGAGGCAGGCGCAUCCGGGCUCGAGCACACAAAUACAGUUUUGAUGGAAAAUCUGUCGCUCAUCGAGCCAACUAAAGUAUCGGACACAGACAAGCAGCAGGAGCUGAUCGUCUACGACGUGCAGUCCGGGCGAGUGAAUGACUCGUGUCUGAAGCCACGCUCGGGACAACGUGGCUGGCUUGAGAGCAAGCUGGAGCAGUCGGCACGGCAUUUGAAUGAGAGGGUGGAACGAAUGAAGGUGGAGUACCAGGAAUUGCACGAUGCUUGGCGCAGGAGACACGCUGAAUAUGCUAGCGCUCCUUCUCUUGUCCCAGUCAACCAGAGCAGCGCCAACGCAAGCAUCGCACCUGCGAGCAACGAUGUCCCGGCCACGGGACGGACGACCCGACGGUCUGCUGCGACGCUUGGGGACUCCGUGCGCUCCGAUCUGGAGAUGGAGCAGAUCAUCGCGAGUCUCGGCUACGACGAGCAAAUGGACGCUAACCUGAUCAGCACUCGCAACCUGGCCGAGAUCCCGGACAUGCUGUCUGUCUCCUCGUCCGGACUGCGGUAUCUCUACGACGACACAAACCAUCUCGUCACCCAUCCGCACGAAUAUUACGCUGUCAAGACCGGGAUCACAGACUGGACAGACGCAGAGAAGAGUCUGUUCCUGGACAAAUAUGCGCUAUAUCCGAAACAGUUCGGUCUGAUUGCUACGUUCAUGGAGAACAAGUCUGCGCGCCAAUGCGUCGACUACUACUAUCUGCACAAAAAGUCGCUUAUCGACUUCCGGCGCGUCGUCGUCCGAGGCGGAGGGAAGAAACGCAACGGCGGGCGCAAAGGCAAAAGCAACGGUCUCAUGACCGAUAUCCAGCAGCACGACGCACAGAUCGCUGCGGAGGAGCGUGCCGAUGUCGCGUCCAGUCGCUCCACUACGGCCGCACCUUCGGACCGCCGUAAGCCUCCUGCCCGAAGAGGCACCGCCACGCCCGCUGUGGUUGCGACUCCCGAGCCCGAAGUCAAGCGGCGGCGCGGCAGGCCGCCCGGAAUUGGUAAGACGACGGAAUGGACGGACGAAGAUCGCGCGCUGUUUGCCCAACUCUUGCAGGAACACGGCGAGAAUUUCAAGCGCAUCGCAGUCCGCAUGCCGAGCAAGACGACGGAUGCUGUCUCUGCAUAUUUUAAAACGCAAUUCAGUGUCAGGGCCAAAGAGCAGGAGGAUACAUCAGCGAUCGGGCCUGCGACUCCCGUCACAACGGCAUAUAACACUGCUGAACCUCUCUCAUGAUAUAUCUUUAUUGUUUUGUUUGUUGUAUCCGUACCUUGCAGGCAACUUGUACACUAAUCGCAUUCU